AUGGAGAUACCGCCAACUCCCGCUCAAGGGCCCGUGCCAGACAUUAACUCAACACCGCCAUUAAACUCGCCGCCCAUUCCCGCUCAUCGAGACGUGAGAACCAACAAUGGGACUCCACCAGUACGAUCACCGCCCAUAAGCCAAUCAAGCUCGUCUUCGCGCAGAACUACCACAUCAGACUCUGGAGCUGGAGAGUUUGGACGUUCUUAA
Bursaphelenchus okinawaensis is the source of this 210-nucleotide messenger RNA. NCBI's taxonomy places the organism in Eukaryota, Metazoa, Nematoda, Chromadorea, Rhabditida, Aphelenchoididae. The record is from the annotation of a GenBank genome assembly.